GGAUUGACAAGAUCUGGGUCAAGUAGUACCGGUACCAUGGGCGACGCAGGCGAUGCGAAGGCGAAACGCUGGUUCCCGCUCGAGUCCAACCCGCAGGUCAUGAACGAGUACGCAAAGCGCAUGGGGCUUCCCGCAGACUCGGCCUUUGAGUUCUGCGACGUCUACAGCACGGAGGACUGGGCCCUCGACAUGGUCCUCCGCCCGGUCCUCGCUGUCAUCAUGCUUUUCCCGAUCAAGACGCAUACAGAAGCGUACGCCAAGGAGGAGCGGCAGCGCAUCGAAGCGUCGGGCCAGGUCGUGUCGCCCAACGUCUACUACAUGAAGCAGACCGUUGGCAACGCCUGUGGCACUGUUGGCAUCUUGCACGCGCUCGGCAACGUUGGCGACUAUGUGGCCUACCAACCGGGCAGCUUCCUGCAGACGUUCUUCGAGAAGACGCGAGCCAAGACGCCCGAGGAGAUUGCAGUCAUUCUCGAGGGCGACGAUGAGCUCGAAGAGACGCAUGCGUCGGCGGCCCAGGAAGGACAAUCCGAGCAACUGGAACACGUCGACGAUCCGAUCAACACGCACUUUGUGUGCUUUUGCACGGUGGACGACCACCUCUACGAGCUCGACGGGCGCAAGGCCUUUCCCAUCAACCACGGCCCGUCGUCGCGCGAGACGCUUCUCGAGGAUGCGUGUCGCGUGAUCCAGUCGUUCAUGCAGCGCGACGACGGCGAGGUGCGCUUCACGAUCGUCGCCCUGCGUCCAAGGCCCACGACUGAGCUGCACACGAGACACAUAUGAACGCCGCUGGUGGAAUAAUGAUACUGUAUAAGUGUCAAGACGACGAGGUUGGAUUUCGCGCCUAAUAAAUUACGAGCCG
Messenger RNA from Saprolegnia parasitica CBS 223.65, 865 nucleotides. RefSeq lists its product as hypothetical. The record is from RefSeq and is a predicted model, not a curated record. Gene Ontology annotation, biological process: ubiquitin-dependent protein catabolic process; protein deubiquitination. Lineage: Eukaryota; Oomycota; Saprolegniomycetes; Saprolegniales; Saprolegniaceae. Gene Ontology annotation, cellular component: cytoplasm. The transcript has 8 exons. Gene Ontology annotation, molecular function: cysteine-type deubiquitinase activity. Bases 37 to 786 code for a protein of 249 amino acids.